Messenger RNA from Lottia gigantea (owl limpet), 363 nucleotides. RefSeq lists its product as hypothetical. The record is from RefSeq and is a predicted model, not a curated record. Bases 1 to 363 code for a protein of 120 amino acids. NCBI's taxonomy places the organism in Eukaryota, Metazoa, Mollusca, Gastropoda, Lottiidae. The transcript has a single exon.
AUGUCGGAAUUAGACAGCGAAUAUCCUAAAGCGGAAAGUGGUAGACCGUUUCUACCGGAAGAAAAUAAAGAAUUUGAUGAGCUCUUUAAUGAGCAGAAAUUCAGACCUAGAACGGCUAUUUUAACAGUCUGGUUUAAAUAUCCUACCAACAUGUUCUUCCAACCCAUACCGGCUAAAGAUAAAAUUACUUUUACGAACAAAGAAGGUAAUAAGGAAACUUUCACUAAAAUCAGCUUCAGAAAUGGUUUCUGUUCAGAAGUUUUAACAUCGGUUGAUAUUCAAGAAAUAGUUAAAGCCGGUGGACGAAUUAUUAGAAUAUUAGAUGGUAUAGUAUACGAAGAAAAUUUAGAGAUUAUAUUUUAA